Molecule: messenger RNA, 757 nt
Organism: Cuscuta campestris
Lineage: Eukaryota; Viridiplantae; Streptophyta; Magnoliopsida; Solanales; Convolvulaceae
Source: the annotation of a GenBank genome assembly
GACUAGCAUGGGGACAACUUUUGCCCCGCUGACUUCCGUAGGAUCAUUGGGGAUGAUUCCGAUCAUGUCCGUCCCUAGCCCAAUGCCUACGACGACUCCGUUAUUUUCGGGUUCAUUGCCCCUACCCAUGUGUCCCGUUCCGGGAUCGAAUAUGUCAGGGGUGAUGGCUCCACCAAUGAUGGAUCCUCCGCAUCUUGCUCAGUUUGCCGCUGACCCGGCAAACGCCCAAACGAUGCAAGGCUAUAACCAUGUUAUGGCCAUGAUGCAACAGUCAGGAGGGUAUAUGCCAUAUGGUUAUCUUGGUAUGUACCCGAUGCAAACACAAAGAUUAACUCCGCUGCAAAUGCCCGGGAUUACCCCAACACCAUUCGUCCCUCGGACGAUCCAUUCUGUCCAGCCGGUGAACUUGGUAUCGGCGAUGAACCAAGCUGGACCCUCACGUCCCGCCGAUACACCAGAUGGCCAUGUUGUUUCGGUCACCAAUGAGGAGGAAUGGGAUGAGCCCCGCACUAACAAGGGCAAGGGCAUCGCCAAGCCUACUAAAACCCGAGACUCUGCGUUCAAACGCCUUGGUUUUAAAAAUGAAGGCCCCCGGAAAUAAUUUUAGAAAAGUAAAAAAUUUUACCUCGUAAAUCUUAAUUUGUAAUCAGAAUUGGGAGUGAGAGACUACACACUAAAAUUAUGGGUAGUGGCUACAAUUGGGUUAUUGCAUGUUGGUCUGUGAGGAAACAAUUCGGAAUGAAAGGGGUUUAAUUUA